ACGAUCGCUCUCUUCGGAAGGUCUUCUCGAGCAGAAAAAAUAAUCAUAAUAAACAUUGUGCAUAUCAUUGUGUGUUAAUUAGCUAUUCGAAGCAUGUCAAUGUGAAAAAAUAAAAAAAUCUAAAAAAAAAAUUAAAUGACAAUUUUAGCAAAAUAAAUCAAGAAUUUUAAUGGAAUUCAGCUAAAAAAGUGCUAAAGUGCUACGAAAACAGAAAAAAUUGAUCCCAUUCGUUAUUUAUUUUAUAUUAACAUAGAUAGACGAGGUUCCUCACUAAAACACUUAAUUUAAAUUAUUAACACAAAAAAAAAAAAUGAAUAGCAAAUUAUUUGUAUUACUAUGCGUGCUGUGCGCUGUGGCAGCUGUUCCCGUGCCAGCAGAUGAGCAACUUAAAUCGAUAGAACUGCUAAAAAUUCCGCUCAAAGGAGAUAAGGAAUUAGAUAUCCUAACGUUAGGCGACGAAGGUACAAUAAAAGAGAGAAAUAAGCGAACGAUCGGCGUCCUUCGUGAACUUUUCCCAGAACUGUCAAAGAUGAUUGAAAAAAAGAUUCAGGGAAUCGUUAGCGUCCUGUUCCGCACAAUAGGCCCAAUUUUGUUACGCGGCGGCGCCGGAGGAGGAGCUGCUGGUCCAACAACAACUUCCAGCUUGGAUGACGACUUCAGCGACGAAGAUGACGACGACACGAGCAGUUCAAGUUCCAGUUCAACAACGAGCGGCGGAAGGAAAGUAAAUGUACAGUUGCCGACAUUUGCGCCGUUUGAUGAUAGCGCCGAAGAUGCGAGCGAUGAUUCGAAAGUAACAACGUCUUCGGAUGCUCCGUCGAAAGUGAAUUUGCUCGAUGGCAGCAAUGCAAGCGGCGGCGGAUACAAUUACGAUGCGAAAUCUGUGACGUCUGACGAUGACUUCAAUUUGGUCCGAAAGAGAUUAUUCGAUAUCCAUAAAAAACAGGUGAUAGCCAAUGAAGGAAACGAAGAAGAGAGUCAAGGUGAAGCUGAUGCUGCUGGCAGUCAAAUUGAUCUGAUUCGGGUGGUUCGUGAAACCGCAGCGGCGGAAAAUGCGAUAGAUUCGAAGCCAGAAGCAAGCGAAAAUACGGAUCAGAAGGCGUCGGAGUCAAAAUCUCCCGCAAUCGAUGACUUGACGCUCGAUAGUGCGGAAGAUGAGGAGAAGAAUCAUGAUAAGAGAUUUUUGGACUUCAAUGGCGGCGGUAGCUCCGGAGGAAGCGGCGGAUCAGGCAACUUCUUAUUCGACAUCAUCAGAAGGACUGCUGAUCGAAGUGCACGAUUUGCAGGGAGAGUCUAUAGAGUAGUGGCAGGAACUGAAAGCCUAGAUGACAAUUUGCCAUCAUCUUCUGACCAAUUAGAUGACAAAACUGCUAGAACAGCUAGAACAAACAGCAAUGCGGAAUUAUCUUUGCUCGUUUCCGGAAGCAGUGGCACAGAAAAGACUGACGAAGAAGAAAAUGCUCCCGAUGACGAUAGCGACAGUGAAACAGGAAAAUCCGGAGAUGGAUAUACCGAAGGAAUUCCCGGCCCUGUCACGAGAUUGUUCGUUUUGGCAAACAGAGGUCUCUCGAAUUUGAUCCAAGAUUUGAUUUUGCGCGUUGCUCAAACAAGUGAAAGACUCGUCAACUUCAAAGCUCGCCUUAUCACGUCACUCAUUUAAAUUCGCAUUUAUGUUACCUUCAAUAUUAUGGCUUUUCUCAAAAAAAAAAAUCGAUACAACAAUGCUCA
Molecule: messenger RNA, 1728 nt
Organism: Culicoides brevitarsis
Lineage: Eukaryota; Metazoa; Arthropoda; Insecta; Diptera; Ceratopogonidae
Exons: 10
Coding region: 311-1660 (449 amino acids)
Source: RefSeq, a predicted model, not a curated record